AUGCCUCCCUCAUGGAGAAAUGUCGUUGAACGUAAACGUGCUUUACAAGCCACAGAGCUAUCUCCCUACGCUGACAAAACGCUCUCAUCUUCGCUUACCCAUAUCGAUGAUAUCGACAAACUCAUACACCUGCUUGCGACAGGUGAGACCAGUGCUGAGACAGUCACUCGAGAGUAUAUACAUCGCGCAACCCAAGUCCACAAAACCACGAACUGUCUAACCGAAAUCAAUUUCGACGCAGCCCUCGGAAAAGCACGCUCCCUCGAUACAUACUUCAAAACUAACCAUGCACUCGUCGGACCACUUCACGGUGUCCCAGUCACAGUGAAAGACCAGUUCAAUAUCAAAGGUCUGGAUACCACGUUAGGUUACAUAGGAAGAGCAUUCCAGCCCGCAGAUGACGAUGCUGUAAUCGUUAAGAUUUUACAGGAUUUAGGCGCUAUCGUUAUAGCGAAGACGAAUUUGCCGCAGAGUAUCAUGGUUUCUCCCCCUCCCGCUUUAAUUAUAUGGGUAGCAUUUGACGAGGUGUUUAGUGCUUUCACGCCUGGCGGGUCCACAGGGGGUGAGGGAGCGCUUCUGGCUGAACAUGGGUCGCUGGUGGGUUGGGGAACGGAUAUUGGGGGGUCGAUUCGGAUUCCGAGUUCCAUUUGUGGAGUAUAUGGGUUGAAGCCUAGUAGCGCACGUCUGCCCUACCAAGGCGUUCCCGUUUCCACAGAAGGUCAGGAACACGUACCUUCAGCUAUCGGACCCAUGACGCGAAGUCUCUCCUCCAUGACUACCGUCACAAAAGCGGUACUUACCGCCCAACCAUGGAUGUUAGAUCCUCGAGUCGUUCCGAUUCCAUGGCGCGAAGAUGAGUAUCUCUCAGUGCAAAACCGCCCACUCGUUAUAGGCAUCAUGCUCGACGACGGAGUCGUCCGCGCCCAUCCACCUAUCGAACGAGCUCUGAAAGAACUUGCUGCAAAACUAGAAGCCGCAGGCCACGAACUCGUAAACUGGGAGCCUUCCCUCCACAAAGAAUCUAUUGAUAUCAUGGACGGAUUCUACACGGCAGACGGCGGACAAGACAUUCGCGAUGCGAUUGAAUCCGGCGGCGAACCGUUUAUUCCGCAUGUUGAAGCGCUCGUGAACCGCGGCGAGGCGAUUUCAGUGUACGAAUACUGGCAGCUGAACAAACGCAAGCUCGCCAUCCAGAAAGCGUAUCUAGAUAAAUGGAAUGCGAUUCGCGGUCCGAAAUCGGGCAGGGUGGUAGAUGUGUUGUUGACGCCGACGAUGCCGCAUGCUGCUGUUCCGCAUCGUGCUUGCAGAUGGGUGGGAUACACGAAAGUCUGGAAUCUGCUUGACUAUACUGCGCUUGCGUUUCCAGUUGGUGUGAUAUCUAAAGACUUGGAUGCGAGUCCUGAGGUGGGGUAUGAACCGAGAAAUGAGAUAGAUGCGUUUAAUUGGGGGCUUUAUGAUGCUGAGACGAUGGAUGGCCAUCCUGUUGGAUUGCAGAUCGUGGGGAGGAGGUUCGAGGAGGAGAAGGUUUUGGGUGUUUGUCGGGUUUUUGAGGAGGUGAUGAGGUUGGGGCAACCUUAA
Messenger RNA from Glarea lozoyensis ATCC 20868, 1578 nucleotides. Its product is annotated as Amidase signature (AS) enzyme. The transcript is spliced from 7 exons. The record is from RefSeq and is a predicted model, not a curated record. NCBI's taxonomy places the organism in Eukaryota, Fungi, Ascomycota, Leotiomycetes, Helotiales, Helotiaceae. The coding region runs from base 1 to 1578 and encodes 525 amino acids.